AUGAAUCGCGAUUUUUUCGAUUUAUUUCUUGAAUAUGAUUUUAGCGGGAUAUCGAACGAGGUAAUUUUAAUUUCUAUUGUUGAAAACAAGUAAAAGAAUUUCAGGGAAAGUGCAAAUCGUUCAAAAAAUGGCUCGAUUUGCCGCCCGAAAUAGGCCAAAUGAUAAUCCAAAAUAUGAAUAUUGUUACAAGGUAAGUAUUUUUUAUUAUCAAACUUCUAUUUUCCCGUUCAGCGCCUAAAAUUCAGGGCUCAAAAUAUUGGGAACCAAAAACGAAUAACAAUUCACGUUUAGACUCAAAAAAAAAACGGUGAAAAAAAAACGGAUCAAUUUUUAUGCGCACAGUUUAUUUUUCAGAAUUUUCCCAAUUUUUCUAAUUUCUGAAAUUUUUUCAUGAAAAAAUACCUGGAGGUAUAAAUAAACAAUUUUUGUCUUUCUGAAUUACCGUAAUAUCCUAAUAAUAUUAUUAUAUUUCAGAUCAAGAUUUGCGUCUUCAUCAAAAACUAAUUACUCAUUUGAAAUGGCUCUACGAUUUCCCAUAUUUGCUUUGGGAGUAAUUGAAGGAUUUGGAGGAAUUCCGAAUUAUUUCGAUGAAGAGAAAAGGCAUUUCGUAAAGUUGGAAAUUGAUUUUGAUGAAUCGCGUGAGAAUUUCAUCAAAUUGAAAUUCGUGAAAGAAGGAGAUGAUUGUUUUUUGUACAGGUAAAUUUUUUGUUUUUAAUAUUUUCAAUAUUUACCGGGUUUUUUCUUCAGAAGAUCGAGACGAAAAUAUUGGAAAAUCAUUGGCGCAACGAAGAAUAUGGAUUAUAAGGAAGCGGCUCAGAAUUAUGUUCAAAUGAUAUUGCAAAAAACGAAAUACCAAAUUAAAGAAAUCAAUGUUGAGACGGUAAUAGUUCACCUCAAAUUUUGAAUCAAUCAAGGAAUUUUUUUUAUUAUAGACAAGUUUCCGGCUCAAAUCAAUUCUUUUUGCAUGUUUCAAAAACAUCGAAAGAUUCAAAAUUUCGUCGGAAAACCUUGAUUCUUUAUUAUGGUAUAUCGAAAAAAUGGGAAGAAAAAUGAUAUAUUUGGAAAUUUCUGCGAAAGAUUGCAAUGGUAUGGAAUUGUUUUUGCCACCCGAUUUUAUUGAUAUCAUUAUGCCACAACUUGUAAACUGCGAAAAAAUUUCAUUUAUCGCUCUUCCCGGAUUUGAUGAUGAACAAUUUUUCAAAUUGAAAGCAAAAGAGAUCGAAAUGAGAAUGGAUUCGAGAUCUAUGAUUUCGAUAAAAACUCUCAAUGAAUUUUUGAAAAAGUGGAUUAAAGGCGAGCUUCGCGAUGAUUUUGUGCAACUAUUCACUUGGAUUGGAUAUCGAUUUGAUAUUGAUGAAUUAUUAGAGGGAAUAAAUGUCACUAAAUGGGAUGAUGGAUUCAAGAGCAAAAAGUGAGUUUAAUCCUCGAGUGCUCAAUUUCUCAAACUCAUUGGAAGUCAAAAUCAAAUUUUCAGUUAUUUAUUCGUUGAAGAAUUCGAAGACAACACUUUAAUGUAUGAAACGGAAGAUGAUUUCGAAGUGAAAAAUGAGAACGAAACUAAGGCUGCGACACUUCGAAUUUCUCAUAACAUAUUUUCGUUUUGUGUCACCGGGUUUCAAUUCAACGGAAAACUAGUUCAUCGAAUUCCAUGGAAAUCUCGGCCCCCAUUUUUCAGACCAUUACCAAUUUCUGAAAAUUAUUAG
Molecule: messenger RNA, 1703 nt
Organism: Caenorhabditis angaria
Lineage: Eukaryota; Metazoa; Nematoda; Chromadorea; Rhabditida; Rhabditidae
Source: the annotation of a GenBank genome assembly